CACCUCCUUUGCAUUGUAGGGGCCCAUUGAAACAUACACCUGGUUGUUCAAAGGUCGCAUCCGCCAUCAAUGUAUCCUUGAGCGGCGUGCCAUCGGCAAUGGGUUCUUCGGUCGACGUUGCGGGCACCGGUGUGUCGGUGACAGGUUCGUUUUGCGCGCUCUCGUCCGCCAUGAUGACUGCUUAGAGGUUCAGAAAGUUGCAAAGGAGCUUGGAGCUUUCCGUGAGCACCGUACACUCAUGAAUGCGCCGGAUGAUUGUCGGUUUCCGAUCCUAAAUGUUCGAGCUUGGGACGGGAUGGCGAAGGGUCUAAACUGGUCAGGUGACUUCGCGUUGCCGACGUGCUUUCAUUCUGCGAUUCACGCCAUCGCGUUCCUCGCCUACCCUGAUAUUCGCCACAGCGAGGUCUCAAAUCUAGUUAUUCUUUCGUUACUGCUGAAGCGGCUUCUACCUUCUGGAUCAUGGCGACUUUCAAGGAACAUCUGCAAUAACCGUCAUGGAUGCGUUUGUCAAGCGGCUUCCCAAGCCCGACGUCAUCCAACCUUCAAAAAGCCCAGCGCCAGCAGAUGAUGGCCUAGCUGAGUCUCCUAGGCCGCAGAAGAGGCGAAAGCAGGAUGUCAUACCAGACUCAGAAGAAGAUUCGGAAGGGGAGCUCGGGGGUGAUGACGAUGAGUUCACGCGUCAUGUCCUGCACGAGAAAAGCGCACAGCAGCUCACAGACUUUGAAAAUGCUCUUCCCGACGCCCAAGAUGACGAGGAAGCAAUCAGAGAGUAUGAAAAUUUCAAGCUGUCACAAGAAGCAGAGAUAAAGGCGGGAAAUGGAAGUGCGGAGAAGAUCAAGACGACUUGGGUACGAGGGAGAAGCUCAAUCUAUGUCGAUGCAUUCAACUUGGCUCUCGACACAGUAUUGGAAGAAGAGUCGCAUCUUUUUGACGCGAAAGAGGAGGAAGUUUUUCGACAAUGGAGGGAGCUUCACUAUGAGGCCCAGUUCAUGUAUGUCAGGCUUUUCCUUCGCAAAACCGAUGCCUGGCAUCGCUCAACCCGACUGAACUAUUACUCGGACGUGUCGGAUCCCGAGAAGGCUGUAGAAACGCUACAGCAGCUGCGUACGCUCCCAGAUGGCCCUUCAUCUGACACACAUGCAUCUACGGUCGAUAGUUCGGGUAUCGUGCUAGAAGAUACCUUUACCUUUGCGGACAAAUCAGAGGACCACUUCAAGACUGUUGCACAAGCGGCUUCCCUAUUAAGCCUGGACGAGCUCAAAGCAGUCGCCAAGGAAGCCAAGGUACAAGGGAAGAACAAAGCCGACCUUGUCAAGGCACUGUGUCGCAUGACGCAGAAGCAAGCGGGUCUGAUGUCGUUGGGCCUAAGCAGACACAAUAGCCGCGAGGGAUCUAUCGCCUCAGAGGGCUCCGAGAGUCCUGCGCCCAAGUCCAGGGCCAAACUGAGGCGGGAAGAUUCCAACCGGGAGCAGCAUUUCCUUACCAAGAUACUCGAAAUCCUGGGACCAUGCGUACGACUAUCUCCUGCUCCGUUCAAGCUGUUCGAACGCGUGCACUUGGUCUUUUAUCGCUCAACAGAAUGGACGGAAAAGUCACUGACGACAAUCAUCUUGGCCAAGAUCGCCAGACGGAAUUUCCCAGAGUAUCUGGUAUGUCGUACGUCCACAAUCUUCGCAUCGAGGGCACAUUUGCUGGAAUUCGAGUCCGGCAUUCGCCUCGAGGCAGAAGUCGAUAGGAUCACAGAGUUCGGCGAAGUACCGGGCGAGGCUGGGUUCCAGAGAAUCUUUGAGAUAUUCGAGGCCAUCUACCCGCGAUGGAAAGCACUCAUCAUCGAGGAGGAGGACAAAGAGCAGCGCGUGUAUGAAAUGGGUGAAGGCGCCUACUUACGGCGCUUCACGCCUGCCCAUUCGUACACCCGCAUCAUCCACAAAGCCCUUCCUGUCUUUGCGCGAUGGAAGGAACAUGCCAAAGAGCAUAGCCUUCUGAGUGAACUGCUCGGUCAGAGGCUCUUCCACAUGGCAAGACGCGGAGCCUGGUAUCAGCGCAAAGCCCUGCUGGAGGAGCAUUACAUGCACGCCCUGGACGAGAAUCCUGUUUCCGAGACCGAAGAAAAGCAGAUGAAGCACUGGAGGAAAAUCGCCGUGGCCACCUGUGAGGCAGGCCUUCGUGACCCCGACUGUCACUUGAUCUAUCACUAUGAUCUGCAGAAGCGGCUGACCAAGCUGGAGAAGAAGCUCAGGAUACCCAAGCGCGAGCAGCAUGACUUUGGUCACGUACGGCUGGCAGAUGCCGAGGAUAUCACUGUCGAAGGUAUUCAACUGAAGAGGGACGUGCCUGUCAAGCCGGGACGGCAGGCGGCUUCAACCAAGACCAUUUGGCUCGAUGAACUCGACUCGGGUGGCGAGUGCAGCGUCGAGGAGAUGUGCCUGAGCAAGUUCCGCCAGGAUGGCUGGAAGGGAUAUCAUGCUGAGGGGGGCAUCAUCCGUACACUUUUCGCCUACCUUUUCUACGAUGUUCUUUUCGUCUACAUACCCAACGUGUUUCAGACGGCUUUCCAGACAUGCCCUCUGGAUCUACACACCGACGCAUUCUUCCAUGUGAGGGCUUCCGAGAUCAAUCACCGACUGGUCGACAUAGCCAAUGGGCAGGGCGAGCGCAUCGUGCGAAAGGUAUGGGAGAAUCACCACGACCGGCGGACUUGUGUCAUCGGCUUGAAGUGGGAUUUUGACAUUGAGGAUAUCGCACAGUUGGUGUCCUGCUUUGAAGGCAGUGCGCUGGCCGCUGUUUGCAAGGUGAUGGCCCAGGAAUACAGGCAGCGCGGGGGCGGCAUCCCAGAUCUGAUAUUGUGGCGACCGUUUGGAGAAGACGAGCGCUCAUCUCGAUCUGGCGGUGAGCCUGGCACUGCGAACGGCGAGGUCAUGUUUGCAGAGGUCAAGAGUGCCAAUGACCGCUUGAGCGACACGCAGCGGCUCUGGAUCCACGUACUCACUGGCGCUGGCGUCAGGGUUGCGCUUUGCAACGCCGUGGCUGCGGAAGUGAGAGAGGUUGAUUGAACGCAGAACCCGUCUAUGCAACCAAAUAUCACAUGUGCGCUGUCGGCUCUCCGACUACCAAAUAUAGCAGCGACCAUCAUGAAACCAGAAGCAGGUGAAACGCAGUUUCACGGGAGCCCCUGAUCCAGUCGUCUCACUGUUUCUCGUCUUUGCUUCCACGAGCCCCCAGGUGAACAGCCAAUCGUGUCGUCCCCAGAGAGGGGUGUAGUCACCGGGGGCUUUCCUAUCACAUCACCGAGAGCUAUAGUAGGGAUCUCACACAUUGAAGGAUCUCUACGAGAU
Emericellopsis atlantica is the source of this 3335-nucleotide messenger RNA. Its product is annotated as VRR-NUC domain-containing protein. Gene Ontology annotation, cellular component: nucleus. Gene Ontology annotation, molecular function: 5'-3' exonuclease activity; 5'-flap endonuclease activity; flap-structured DNA binding. The transcript has 2 exons. The record is from RefSeq and is a predicted model, not a curated record. Lineage: Eukaryota; Fungi; Ascomycota; Sordariomycetes; Hypocreales; Bionectriaceae. The coding region runs from base 495 to 3053 and encodes 852 amino acids. Gene Ontology annotation, biological process: interstrand cross-link repair.